UCAAUCGUUUCUUUCCUCAACUUUCACGUUGUCUUCGAAUCAGAAAACACUCCCCACUCAAUCCUCAGAUCUAUAUAUUUCUAGCUAUCGCAUGAGCGUGCAGAACCUCAAUUCCUUUGACCCCUUCGCUGAUGAGGGCGACCCCCUCGGAGGCAACAACGACGUCGGAUCUCAGCAGAAUUACAUUCACAUUCGUAUUCAGCAGAGAAACGGGAGAAAGACACUCACCACUUUACAGGGAUUGCCUAAGGAGUAUGAUUCGAAAAAACUUCUGAAGGCUUUCAAAAAGGAAUUCGCCUGUAAUGGAACUCUCGUUGACGACGAAGAAAUGGGUCAGGUCAUUCAGCUUCAAGGUGAUCAGCGGGUCAAGAUAGCCAACUUCCUCACGGAAGAGGGUAUCCCGAAGAACACUAUCAAGUUGCAUGGGUUCUAAGUGUGGUGUCAGAACGAACGGCGGAAGCUCUUCUUUUGCCGUAGCGUCCAGGUUGACGCCAUGCGCACGUCUCACUGUACAGUUACAACUUCUUUUCUUAUGUUUCAUACGCGUGUAUGUACUUUAAAGAAUAUCUUCCUGCUAUGCAUUAUACGGACUAAAUUUCCUGGAUGGAUUAAACAUUUGAACAUCAAUACAAACAACAACGUGAAGUC
Messenger RNA from Serpula lacrymans var. lacrymans S7.9, 648 nucleotides. RefSeq lists its product as uncharacterized. The record is from RefSeq and is a predicted model, not a curated record. The transcript is spliced from 4 exons. Gene Ontology annotation, cellular component: eukaryotic 43S preinitiation complex. Gene Ontology annotation, biological process: translational initiation. Lineage: Eukaryota; Fungi; Basidiomycota; Agaricomycetes; Boletales; Serpulaceae. Gene Ontology annotation, molecular function: RNA binding; ribosomal small subunit binding; translation initiation factor activity. The coding region runs from base 92 to 433 and encodes 113 amino acids.